AUGAAGCGAGGCGACCCGGCAAAUUGGUCAACUCCCAAGGAUUUUACGGACGAGGAAGUGUCAUUCGAUUAUACCGAUCUCAGGAUUAAUGGUGUCGACAAACACGCCGAGGUGAAUGUAUCCAGCGACGACGAGAUCGAUGAGGACCUCGAGGCCGAAUAUCUAAGACUCAACAGAAUCCUGGAUCUUCCCGCAGACUCUUAUUCGUUUACAAAAUUGAAAACUAAUCUCAAAUUGAAUAAAUAUGACACGCGUUCGGGGACCACGCACAUGUUCAUGCACAAAUUUUCGCCUUUUUCGCGGGGGUUACAGGGUGCAGCGAUAGCGAUCUCGGCGAUCGCAACAACCGGCUUGUUGAAGGCCCACCUCUGGAACGAGUCGGUGAUCGAUCAGAUCCUCGAGGACGGUGACACGUACUACUGCGCCUCCUACAAGCAUCUGGGAGUCAAAGAUCGGCGAUCUCUGACAGUAUGUGAUUUAAAAGAAUCCUUCGUUGUCCAACACACGCAUCAAGCUCGAGUGUUGAUCAGCGACGCCGUUUACACGGGUCUUUUUAACCCGGAAACUCCUACGGAUUUACACAUUAUCAAAGCUAUUAAAUUGUUUUUUGAUGAUUAUCCAUCGGGUAUUUUGACCUCCGCUAGAUUGAAUGUAUCAAUUUGGCAAGAUAGCAGUGAUGACAAUAAUAAUUACUGUGUCUUCGAUGGACAGCCAAGGUCGGAGGAUCUGGAGCCUGAUCCUGAAGGAGUUGCAAAAUUAAUGAUCCUGCCGAACCUCGCGUCUGUUUUGUGCCUAAUUUUGGAGAAAAGCAAUCUAAAUAAAGAUUAUUUCGUCUUAUAUCCAAUAAAAAUCGCGUCGAUUUUGCGCAUCGAUAAUGAAUUUGAUUUAUUCUCGCGAGAUAAUGAGAACAAAAAUGAAAAGUCAAUGCCACGUGAGAUUAAAAGAUACCCGAGCGGUUAUGACAUUCAAGGACCCCGGGCACUCGUCAGAGCCAGUAUUCAUUUAACGCACGCGAAUGUACCAGAAAUAAUCCGCGGACAUUCUCAUUUGAUCAUCGCAUUAAGUGCGAUAAUAUAUUCGCGGCUGAUCAAUGCUAAUAAAUGGACGGCUUCCGUUAUCGAUUUAAUUUUCAAUCAGUCUCAAAUUUAUUUUGUCGAUUUACUUCGGGCACUUGGGAAAAAAAUCGACGAGCUAUUUAGUUUGACCGUCGACCAAAUUUUGACGGACGUUUUUUUGGGCGUCUAUAAAGCUAAACUAAAAAUAACCGAAAAUGUUGUUCCAGGUCAGGCAAAAAAAGGCAAAGGAAAGGGAAAACUUACCCUUGAAACGGGGAUAAGAGAAUUUUUUGGCACUUGUGAUUGCGGUGUUUUGGAAAUCAAGAAAAUAUUCUACGCGUUUUGGAAAACUGGAGAAAAAUUCUACUUUUUUGACCCGUUUGGCUGUGAUGGUCAAGGAUUCAGAGUGGAUGCGACUGAUGCUGCUUCGGAUGACCCAAGAAUUGUGGAAAGGUUCAAUACUGCUGUCGCGUGUGUCACAAUGCACACUGCAAUUGGCGAAUUAGUGGAAAUUAUUCGGGAAAACACUGCGAGUACUGAGAAAGAUCCUUUUAUUUUGCAUGGAGUAAAAGUUUUAUACGUUACUGCGGGGGCAGAAGGUUUUCAAAAUGAAGUAAUUUAUCGCGAGCCCAAAACUAAUCGACGACCAGAACCUAACGUUGAGUUGGUACCUUGUAAUGGAGGAAUUAGAAAAGAAAUAGUUGAUGAUAAUCCUAAACCACGUGCUUUUGCCGAAAGAACUGGAGAUAAAGCCAAUCAGUGGCCGGAGUUGAUUGAAAAUGCAGAGGCUUUUGUGAUGCCGAGAGUUGGUCUUGAUGACAGUGGUGGUAAGGGCUUUAGAGUCGUUAAUUCUAAACGUUUGAUAUUGCAUGGGAGCAAGAAUUGUUUCGCUGGAGACUAUCAGGAGAGUUUAAGAGGCAAGCAAGGAUUACUGAUGGCGAUCGUUGCAAUGGCAUUUUCAAAGGUGAAGGAUCCUUCGUUGUGGACCGGAUAUGAUUUGGAUAAUGUUUUGGAUGUUGGUAACAGAAUUUGUUUUACUUUUUCUGGGGGUGAAGAAGAAAGUGAAGAAGAGGACGAGGAAGAGAAAGAGGAAGAUGAGGAUGAAGAAGAAGAAGAUGACGAUAAAGAAGAUGAAGAUGAUGAGGAUGAAGAUGAUGAACAAGUUUCUUAUAAAGACAUUUCAAAACUUCCUAAUAAAAUAAAGUUCGAUAAAAAAACAGUAAACUUAAAGAAAAAACGGGCAAUCAUUGAAGGAAACGCUGAGCCAAUAGUUAACAUUGGAGAGGCAUUCGGGAGAUAUUUCAAAAGAUACAAUGAAUUGAUUUUAGAAAAUAAGGGACUGGUUUAUGGGAUAUGGAAAGAAAGUAACUUGUAUUAUUUGUUUAAUCCUUACGGAUGUGAUGCGGAAGGCUGGAGAUUAAAGGAUCAUCCUGCGGGACUUGUUGUCAUGGAUAGUAUUAAUGAGCUGGUUGACUUGAUUUAUGGUACUUUGGAGUUCAAUGACAGGAAGUUUAGUAUUCAUUUUGUGCAAAUAAAGUCUGUAUUGCCGGAUUAUAUUGCUGAUGAUGUCGAUGAACCGAGUGAGUUUGAAAAGUAUCAGACCCAGUUUUUGCCGUUGACAGAUGAUGAUUUGGUAGCUUUGGCAGGAGAUGAAAAGGCGGAAGAUGAUAAAGAAAAAGAAGAAGAAGAAGAUGAUGAUGAUGAUGAUGAAACUGAUGAAAGUGAAGAUGAAGAUGAAGAAACUGAAGAAGACACGAUUAAAGAAGAAGAAGAAAUCGUAGAACUGGAUCCUUGGGCAGAAAUUUCUGAACAAGAACCAACAAUUUCUCCGGAUCAAUUGAACUUUUACUUGCUGACGGCGAAUGUUGAUUUAGAAGAAGAAGAAUUAAGCCCAGAAGCUAAAGAAGCAAUUGAGUAUGAAAAACUAAAGUACAAUCAUCCGCCUCCCUACGUGCUUCCGAAUGAUAAGGUUCUUGAAAUUCUUCUGUCUGCGAAGAAAGCGUUACAGUCAGUGCCUUCUCUGGUCUCUUGUUUUUCCGUCGACUCUAAACUGGCUGUUAAGACUAAUUUAGAAGCAUUUGACUUGGCAGCAGAGACAGUUAGUGUAACUUCAAAUGAAAAUAGGUCAAAAAUGAUUCGUUUGAUGGCGCAUAAGUAUUUUUAUUCAAGGAUCCCUCCGAUUGGUUACACCCCGCUGCGAGCGAUCAAUGAGAAGUUUAUUUACGAUGAAAGUGAAGAUUUGAAAGAUGAAAAGCGUGACGAAAAAGUAGAAGAUGAAAAGAGUCUUUUAGCUUUAUAUCAUCAAGAAAUCUCUGAUGAUACGCGAAUCGUGCCGAUAAUUAUUCCUUUGGGGCCUGUUAUCCAAACACCUACACCGAUGAUAAAAAUAAAACCAUGCACUGAAAUCGAACGACGACGUUGUAAUUUAUCGGAAAAAGAUGAGAAAAAUGAAAUAUUGAGCAAGCUCGUUUGCAAAACUGAAGACGUUAUUUUUGAUUUAAUUUUUCCGAAGCCUAAUUUUGAUAACCCCAAAGUGCGUACACUUGAAAGUGAAGAAAGUGAAUCACAGAAAUUUCCAACUGACGAUGAAGAAGAAGAGGCAGUAAUGCCGAGGGGCUUUACAAAAACUUCAGACAGUAUCUCGGUGAUUCAAGGCACUCAGUUUCUCAAAAAUCGCGAUGAAGGUGACGAUUGUCAGUUUAAAUCGUGUUUCUUCGCUGCAAUUUUGUGCAUCCUGGCAAAAGUGCAAUUGAGAUUAGAUUACUUCAACAGUAACUUGAUAGAUGAUUUGGUUUUAAGCGCAGAAGAUUUGUUUCAGCAGGCAAGACUAUCAAAAUAUUUGGUCCAAAAUUGGACUUACACAAUCCAAAUGUUCGGAGUAGGUUUUAAAAUAAUAUUGACCGAAGAAAUUUACGCUGAACCGGAUAUUUACCCCGUCGACGAGCUACCUCGUGUUCUAGAAAGUUAUUUACAGAAAAAUUCUACUGGGAUAUUAAUUUUUGAAAAUGCCUCUUUGGCUUUCUGGUCUACAAAUAAUUUUUAUUACUUAUUUGACCCAUAUGCAUGCGACAAAGACGGGUACGCUAAUGAAGAGGGCGCAGCGUGUCUUUUAGAGUUUGCUUCGAUAGAGACUUUUCUGGAAAAGAUUCAGCGGUACACGGGAGUGGAUACUUCCAUGCCUUUCAGAAUUUACACGCUUAGUAUAAAGAGUCUAGAGUGGUUGACUGAUAAAAAUCGAAAACAGGCGAAGAAGACUAAUGAAUUCGUAGAAAUUGGUUGCGAUAAAGGUGAAGUGACUGCGGGGGUAGAGGUGGAUUUUAUAGAAGAAGUGAAAGAAAUUUUGUCGCAGGAUGCAUCGUUGAUUGAGUUACCGAAGUGGACCAACAGCAAAGAAGUGAAUUUAAUUGAUUGCAACUCGGAUCGGCAGAGUUGUUCGAACAGUUUUGUUCCUUUGAAGAAUUUAAGUGUGUCAAUGCUGGAAGUUAGAGUAAUUGAAAAUGAUGUUACGCGACCGGAUAAUCCACCAUUUAAAGUUAUUAAUCCCGAGUCUUUAUCUUCAUCUCGUUUUCUGUCAGCAGAUGAAAAAGAAGAUCUUUUAAGGCCUUUGGGAAAUGUUGAUGCGACAAAGAAAUCCCCAAGUCCAUCAGAACAGACGACAAUGAGGCAAAAGCCAUUUGACAGGAAAUUCAACCACCACUCUAUUCUCCUACUCCCACUUGAUUUAUGUGUGAUGGCGUGGUCCUGUAUUCAUCGGCCACAUUUGUGGGGUGCAAGAACAAUAAGGUCUAUAUACCAAGCCAGCAGAGAUUUAGCUUUUGACAGCCUCCUAGCAGCUCAAGACUCGUCCGUGAGUGACAUGACAGAUGGUCUUUUAAGUGAAUUUAAUAUCGCCAACUACCGGUUUAACGCGGUAUUCGCACCUCUGCACACCGGGACGCUCUACAAAACACAGGGAUGGAAUUUAGCUAUGUCUCUUGAUAAGAUUUUCAGCGCUCCUAUUUAUAGCGGAGCUGUGAUAGUCUGUGGGAAGGCUCAUAUAGGUAUAAUGAAAAAAGGAGAUGACUUUUAUGCCUGGUGGCCGAAUAUCGGUGGAAAAACACUCAAAAUAAUAACAUCGACAGUCCAGGAGGAUUUUUUGAAAAUUAUUGUGCACAUUAUCGGUGAAGACGAAGAAAUUGAUUUCAAAAUAAGAGUGAUAACUAUUUCUUAUGCCCAAAAAAUGGAUCCAGACUGUCUGGAGUCGACUGGCUUGCAUGAGUCAUUGGUGCCUUCUUCUCUGCCUCAAAUCCAUCGCAAGGAUACCGAUAAUUACGAUUUGAAAACUCUUUUGCACCCAGUUCUGCCGCGAAACCAGCCGAUCUUCAUUUUUGGGACCGCCGGCUACCAAAAGUUCGAGCAGAUAAAAGAGCCGGGUAUCAAACGCUGCUAUUUUGCGGCCCUAAUUUCAGUCCUGAUAAAACGGGAUAUUAUUCAGAACCCUGUAUUUAGCGUAAUUGACAGAAUACUCCAGAUUUCUGAGGAGAUUUACCGAGAAAUAAAGGACCCCAAAUACCACAAGGAACAUAUUAUCAGGAAUGUCAGAGUAAUGAACCGAUUCUUUGACUUUCGUGACGUAGCUUCUCCUUUAUACGAAUUGGGUCCCAAUUCCAACAGCAAAACUGGUAAUUUCAAUCUAUUAAAGAAGCAAUUGCAGCGACAUUUAAAGACUCACAAUGACGGUAUUUUGCAUCUGAGCAACUGCUGCUACGGAUUUUGGUAUUGCCAGUCAACAAACACUUAUUACUACUUGGAUCCUUAUCAAAACAACUCCACAGGCAAGAGGUCAACGAACGGAGUCGGUUGUUUAGCUAUUUUUCCUUGUCUUGAUCAAAUGAUAAAAGCUAUUUUGGGUAAUUGUAUUGCAGAUACGACCGGUUUUUUUAUUCACUCGAUCCACGUCGAAACAAUAGACGUGUUAAGGCUCGGUAAAUUCGUCGAAGAUCCGAUGUGGGUUUAUCUAGAUUACCAGUGGAGUUUCAGCCACUCAUUAGUGUCCGGUAAAUUCCACUCAAAGACAAAGCCAAGGAAGAACAAAGAGCAAGUGACUAAAUCACCACAAGUGGAUGCUGAUGUCAGGAUGUGGAAUAAUUACGUGGUAGAGAUUCCUGAGUUGAUUUACUCUCUCUGGGGGACAAUCGGUGCCUAUGACAAGAGGUUCGGUGACCACGUAGGCAGAAAUCAAUCUGCUAUUUGCGUUACAUUACUCGCGAUGCAGUUCCUUUGCCGCCCUUCCAAUUGGGAUGCGUCGAUUCUUGACGCCUCAGUCAUUUUCGGAGACUGUUUUUUCGCUGAAAGUUUUAUGAAGAGAAAAGGUGAAUGUGAAGGGCAGAAGUGGAACUUUUAUCUCGGAAAAAGUUUGAAAAUCUUCCCUCACAGUUGGACAAUUGAAUAUGACACGCCUAAGUGCGGAAUUCUGUACGGUGGUCAGGAUAGAUUGACCCUCGCAGCCGCACUCAAAUUAACUUUCGAUGAAUCAUCUUUUUCGGAUGUCGUGAUAAAAUGUGCUAAUGCAAUGCUGGCUGUUUCGGCGAAACCCGAUGGCUUUUAUGCCAUUGAUCCCGGGUGGACCGGACCACCUUUAUUCCCAAGGCAACGCGGGGCUAUUUAUGUCCUGAGGUGCCGAAAUUUUAAUGCUCUUGUUUAUGCUCUUGUUAAAAUUAUUAACAGCAAUCAGCGGGAGGAAUUUAUUAUUCUGCCUCUAAGGUUUUAUUUUCAACAACAUUGCGCGGAUUCGGGGAUUGAAAAUCAAUUUCAGCUGUACAAUUUCAAUAAUUAUACCCCCGGGGUUGCAAAAAAUUGUGGUAAGAAGUUUAACAUUGCCGGUAAUGAAGAAAUUUACACUAAGUACCGGAACAGUGUCAAGCGCGGUCUCUGUUCCAAUCUCGAAAAUCCUGAAGUACCUUCCGUUGUUCCGAGGUUGAAUUUCGAGGCAAUGAAAAAUGUGAAAAUCAGCACUGCGUGGCACAAAAAUGUUGGAAAGCGUAAAGUCGAUCUAUCCAACUCGAAAGUUAUGAGGAAAAAAAUCAAGUCCAGCAAAGAUUCGGCCUGCGAUGAUUACCCGAGAACAGUAGAUUUCUCGAACAAAGAAAGUGCAAAGGCCAAGAAAUUUUUUGGGAGAAAAGUCAAGAAGGAGGAUAAACUUUUAGAACCGAUCGAUUGCUAUCCAAGGCGCAAAUUCUUGACAAACAAAGGCAGAGAAGAAUUUAAGAUGCGGGUUAGAGAUAUGAGAGAUGAUUUUUAUAAAAAUUACACGCAUCGAAUUCCUUUUCAGCUUAGUGAAUCAGUUAUUGGGGAAGGUGAAAGUGAGGGUGGGAGUGUCGGUGAAGUAAUGAAUAGAAUACUGAAUUUGUUGUAA
Cotesia congregata is the source of this 7449-nucleotide messenger RNA. The record is from the annotation of a GenBank genome assembly. NCBI's taxonomy places the organism in Eukaryota, Metazoa, Arthropoda, Insecta, Hymenoptera, Braconidae.